Messenger RNA from Physeter macrocephalus (sperm whale), 794 nucleotides. RefSeq names its product mannosyl-oligosaccharide 1,2-alpha-mannosidase IC-like. The record is from RefSeq and is a predicted model, not a curated record. The transcript has a single exon. NCBI's taxonomy places the organism in Eukaryota, Metazoa, Chordata, Mammalia, Artiodactyla, Physeteridae. The annotation marks the transcript as partial.
CCGAGCCGUGCCGCCUCGCUCGCCCGGGCCCCGCCGAGGCUGCUGCUCCCCCGUCCCGGCGCGGGAGGACUCGCUCCAAACUCCCUGAACUUCAGGAGCAGCCCCCGCAGGGCAAAACUCUCAGGGACCCCCACCCCGGGCGGCGCCCCUCGACGACCUCCCCUCGCCGAGCCCCCUGCUGACAAGUGCCUGGACUCCCAGGGCCUCAGGGGCCCGGCCGGAUCUGACUGUCCCCAGCCCAGUGCCCGGCAACGAUGCUCAUGAGGAAAGUGCCCGGCUUCGUCCCGGCCUCCCCCUGGGGGCUGCGGCUGCCGCAGAAGUUCCUCUUCCUUCUCUUCCUCUCCGGCCUCGUCACCCUGUGCUUCGGGGCCCUGUUCCUGCUGCCCAACUCCUCUCGCCUCAAGCGCCUCUUCCUGGCCCCCCGGACCCAGCAGCCCGGCCUGGAGGCAGUGGCCCAAGUCGCCGGCCACACCCUGACCCGCGAGCAGGAGUCGCCUCCGAACCCGGCCCCCGCGGCUCCAGCCCCGGGUGAGGACGACCCCAGGAGCCAAGCCAGUCCCCGCCGCAGGAAAGGGUGGCUGCGGCGCACCCGCCCCACCGGGCCGCGGGAGGAGGCCACGGCGUCCCGGGGCAGCGGCGCCACGGCCCUCAGACCGCAGGAGGGGAGCAUCUCCUCUAGCUUUGACUUCAGCGCGUUCCGGAGCCGCCUCCGCCACCCGGUCCUGGGCACUAGGGCCGACAAGAGUAAGGAGCCCCAGAGCCUAGUUCAAAGCCAGCGGGAGAAAAUCAAGGAG